This is a messenger RNA of Bradysia coprophila, 2947 nucleotides long. Its product is annotated as beta-alanyl-bioamine nonribosomal peptide synthetase ebony-like. NCBI's taxonomy places the organism in Eukaryota, Metazoa, Arthropoda, Insecta, Diptera, Sciaridae. The record is from RefSeq and is a predicted model, not a curated record.
UGUCGUCGUUAUCGAUAACCGAUGAAUAACCGUAUGUGACAGGUUAAUCAAUUGUUUUUUGUACCUCUUGGAGCUCUUGGAGCUAAAUUGUAGAACUUUAUAAUUUGUUGGCUACGUUUCCUAUUAGUACGUGAGGUGGUCACACCCAACGCGUUGUCACUCCACUUAAUUUUUAUUAAAUAAAUUUCACAAAGUCGCCGGUAAAUUCUUAAUAUCAAAAAAGUAAAAUUUGGAGUAAGAAAUUUUGGUCGAAAAUUUAGAAAUAAAAAGAAAUUUGAAAGAAAUCCCGUUUAUACGACGCCCUGAGAAAUGGGAGCAAAACAGUCAGUUGUCGAGGGCGCAAAUUCUGAUGAAAAAUUGAAAUUUGUGCAUAAAAUAUUCGAGGAACGGUUAAGUGAGAAUGUUAUUAACCGACCGGCUUUACUUUACCACGAUGCCGCAGAGUCUGUUCGAUCAACCAGUUUCAAUGAUUUGAAUAGAACGGCCAAUCGUUUAGCUGCUUGCAUAUUGGAAAUGCUCCGGGAUAACGAUGCGAUGCGUAAUCAGGAUGGUGAUUACGUCAUAGCUGUUUGUAUGUCGAAAAACGAUUACUCGAUUACUAUGCUGCUGGCUACAUGGAAGAUUGGAGCGGCAUAUCUAGCAAUUGAGCGUAAUCUUCCUGUUAACCAGAUUCGGUUUUUGGUGAAAGACGCUGCACCAACAAUGAUUAUAUGCGAUCACUAUGCGGAUCGCAGUGCUUUUGAAAAUGUAUGUUGCAUAUCGUAUGAAGAACUCCUUGCAAAAUCCGUACUCUGUGAGGAUGACAAUAUUCACAGUCAAAAUUCCGUCAGAUGUAGUGACGAUGAUAUUGCAAUUAUUUUGUAUACGUCGGGUACUGCUGGCGCAAUGAAAGGUGUGCGUAUUCCCCAUUCUGCUGUACGAAAUAAACUUCAGUGGUUGGAAUCAAGGUUCCCAUUCUCAACGUCAGAAAAGGUUGGUGUCUUGAUUUCUGAGCUGAGUUCGGUCGAUUCUGUUGCUGAAAUCUGGAAUCCGUUAUUGAAUGGAGUCGCCGUGUUAAUUGUACCCUCAGACGUGAUCAAAGAUCCAUCGAAGCUCGUAGAUUUUCUAGAAGCCAACAAAAUAGAGCGACUUGUUGUCACGCCCACGCUAUUGAUGUCAGUUGUAAAUUAUAUCUCGUUGCGGAAGGAGUGUCGGUUGAGCAACCUGAAGACUUGGAUGUGUGGUGGCGAAACGUUGACGACAUUGUCAGCCAAAAAGUUUUUCAGAUACUUCCGCGAUGGCAUGCAUCGACUGUGUAACUUCUACGGAAGUACGGAGACAAUGGGCACUGCUUCCUACUUUGUGUGCGAGGAUAUCAAAGAGCUAGAAGGCGUAUCUAACGUUCCGAUUGGGUAUCCGCUUGAUAACACAUCCAUUUUCAUAAUGAACAAGGACCUGAGUCCAGUCAAACCGGGAGAAAUUGGAGAAAUUUGUGUUGCCGGUUCGAGUUUAGCGAGAGGGUAUGUGGCGGACAAGGAAAAAUCGAAAUUCAUCCCCAACCGUUUCAUGGAUAAUCCAAAAUUCGACCGUCUUCAUCGAACCGGAGAUUUUGGAAAACUAAUCAGAGACGGUUGCAUUCAAUACGAAGGUCGAAUGGACUCUCAAAUUAACGUCCGUGGAAAUUUGAUGAGGUUAUCGGUCAUUGAAACGGGCUUACAAUCUAUUGAUCAAGUUGACGGGGGAGUUGUUGUACUUCAUCAUUCUGAUAACGAAGAUCAGACCGUACUGGUAUUUGCAGUCCUCAAAAGCAAUUUUAAUGGAUUACCAAGUGAUAAGAGCCAAAAAGCCGACGAAAUUGAGAGUGUAUUGCGGUCCAAGUUCGGUGAUAUUGAGAAUCUGCGUGUUGUCGUCAUUGAAUCGAUCCCGUUACUAUUAAAUGGAAAAAUUGAUCGGCAAGCAUUGAUACGAGCCUAUGAAAAUAUGACUGGGAAAAGUAACACUGAAUACGAUCUAACUGGAAUAGCCAACGAUCGAGUGAAUCGAGCACAAGAAGUUUUUGAUAUAAUUCGCAAUGUGAUCGGAACGUCAAGUAACGGAACAAUUUCAGCUCAAAGUAAUUUCUACGAACUAGGUGGGGAUUCACUGAAAUCGAUCAUUGCCGUCGCUCAACUAUGCGAUAUGGGUUACUCCAUUCGACCAUCAGAUUUCGCAAAGACCAAGCGUUUGGGCGAUGUUUUAGACAAAAUUUUCGACGAAGGAAGUGCGAAAGAAACUUCAACGAAAUUCAAAACAAUUCCCCUUGCAAUGCACCAUAAGCAUCACGUGAUUUCGAUAAUAACGACAACUUUCCAUGAUGGAUGCGAUUUGGGUACAUACAUAAUGGAACGCUCCGAUGCCAUUGAUCAUAAAGACUUUGUGGAACAGACGUGGGAUUUUUUAAUCGAAAAAGAUUUGAGUUUCGCUGUUAUGGAUAGUGAUGGCAACAUCGUUGGUGUCAGUAUCAAUAAAGAUGGCCAGGACUUGCCCAAGAUCAAGAUACUGCACUCUCUUGGCAUUAUUUUACAGUUUCUGGAUUCACUUGAAAAGCCUGUGCUCGAGAAACGACUUCCAAACGAAAAAAAGAAAAUUUUCCAUAACUAUGUCAGGGCCACAUCCGCAAAGCUAACUCCACCGGAAAAAGUUGAAGCCAUUCAAAAAAUGGAAGAAGUGAAUUUGGACAUUGCCCGACGUAAAGGGUUCAUUGGCAUUUUGAUUACAAACACAGAUCUGUUGACGCAACAACUUGCAUCCAAUGUGUACGGUUAUGAAACGUUGGUCGAUUAUCAGGUCAAUACGUACGUGCAUCGGGACGGGACAAAACCUUUCCAGAAAGCUCCUGACACACAACGUGUUAUGGUGCAAUGGAAAAGUAUUUCGGAGUCGAAUUUAUAAAUGUGAUGCGGGGAAAUAAAUUUGUAUCUUGGUAAGC